Molecule: messenger RNA, 2503 nt
Organism: Labrus mixtus (cuckoo wrasse)
Lineage: Eukaryota; Metazoa; Chordata; Actinopteri; Labriformes; Labridae
Product: zgc:171566
Exons: 9
Coding region: 280-1224 (314 amino acids)
Biological process (GO): tetrahydrofolylpolyglutamate metabolic process
Cellular component (GO): vacuole
Molecular function (GO): gamma-glutamyl-peptidase activity
Source: RefSeq, a predicted model, not a curated record
CGUGACUGACUUGAUACUCCUGUUGGCCGGCGCGGAGGUGAAGACAGAGAUCAGAGGAGGACAGCAGGAGAGGAGGAUCACGAUCUGACCGCAGCAUCAUCACGCAGGAAGCAGCAUCUGCGCCCGGAUCCUGAUCCUUUUUCUCUUAAAUUCAAUCCGCUUUUUUUUUUGUUUUAACGAGCGUUGGUAUUUUUAUAUUAUCAUCUCUAACAACCUGCAGACCCAGCCUGCAGCGGACGUCUUCAGCGGCUCUGAGUACAAACCUGUGCGGGGUUUUGGAUGUGUCCACCGGCUGCAGCCGUGUUCGCGGUGCUGACCGCCUGCGUGGCAUGCGCUGCGGGGAGAGGCCAGCAGCUCAACUACCGACCUAUCAUCGGUGUGUUGGCUCAAGAAAACCUUCCAGGAGACCAGUCUGCUCCCGCCCCCUCGUACAUCGCCGCCUCCUAUGUGAAAUACCUGGAGGGAGCGGGGGCCCGGGUCGUACCCAUCAGAAUAAACCGCACAGAAGAAGAAUACACCAAAAUAUUCUACUCCAUAAACGGGUUGCUGCUGCCGGGAGGAGAUGUAGACAUUCAGACGUCACAGUUCAGUCGAGCGGCCCGGAUCUUUUAUAACCUCGCUCUGAAGGCUAACGAUGCCGGGGACUUCUUCCCGAUCUGGGGCACGUGUCAGGGCUUCCAGCAGCUCAGCGUCCUCACAGCCAACAAAAACCUGCUCACGCUCACCGAUACCAAGUCUGUGGCUCUGCCCCUCACUUUCACUGCAGCGGCCAACUCCAGCCGUCUGUUCCAGAGUUUCCCCAAAGAUCUGAUGCAGUCUCUGUCCGAGGAAAACAUCACGGCCAACUUCCACAGCUGGAGUCUGUCAGUGCAGAACUACACCCGGAACUACAAGCUGAAGAAGUUCUACAGGGUUCUGUCCACAAACAACGACGGGGUGAGAGAGUUCAUCUCCACCAUGGAAGCCAAACACUUCCCGUUUUACGCCGUGCAGUGGCACCCGGAGAAGAGCCCCUUCGAGUGGAUCGAUAAGCCGGGGAUGGUUCACACCACGUCUGCUGUCAGGGCCAGCUUCUACACCGCCAGCUUCUUCGUCUCUGAAGCGAUGAAGAGUCAGCACCAAUUCUCCAAUCUUGUGGAGGAAGAGCGAGCUCUGAUCUACAACUUCUCCCCCGUCUUCAGAGGGAUCCACGCCGUGUUCGUGCAGAACUAUUACUUCGAUUGACGAACAUGUCGCGAUGAAAUACGGAUAUUCAAAACAAAUUAAUAGAAAUAAAUCCAGACAGAAUGAAUUCAUGACCAUGCAUAUAGAUUAUAUUUACAUUCAGAUCAUAAGUGCAGAGGAUUGUUUCACACAGUCAACACCGAUUGUUCGAGCAGCUGCUCACUGAAGGUCGAACUAGUGUUGUAGUCCUCGAGAUCGGUCUUGGUCUCCAGACCACUUCCUGAAGGUCUCGUCUCGGAGUCUAAAGCAUUUUUACUCGGUCUUGUCUCGGUCUCAGACUGGGUGGACUCUGGAUUUAAAAUCAAGACCACCACUGAUCGGCUAUUUCUCCUGGUCAUCACUGAGAUUAGAAGGAAAACUCUCUUUCUAAAAGAACAAAUAACUUCAAUUUAUUUGAAGUUUAGUUUUUGUCCCCCGGUUACGUCUGCCACCUUCCCAGUGUUACGGUCUAAGUGAGAGACACGCCCCCUCAACACAAGAUGAGGAUUUUUCAUUGAUAGUUAGGGGUCUUGUCUCGGUCUCGCCCUGCCUUGGGCUUGACCCGCCCUCGAUCCCUAAAUGUCUUGGUCUUGACUCGGCCUCGAUCCCUGAAUGCCUCUGUCUUGGUCUUGUCUCAGUCUCGCCCUGCCUUGGUCUUGUUCUUGGUCUUGGUUUUUAAAAAGCCUUUGUCUUGGUCUUGCCUCGGUCUCAGCAGGGGUCUUGGUCUUGACUCGGCCCCGAUCCCUAAAUGCCUCGGUCUUGGUCUUGGUCUUGACUUGGUCUCUGUUUUUAAAAAGCCUUGGUCUUGGUCUUGCCUCGGUCUCGGCAGGGGCUUGGUCUUGGUCUUGACUCACCCUCAAUCCCUACAUUUCUCUGUCUUGGUCUUGCCUCGGUCUCGACAGGGGCCUUGGUCUUGGUCUUGCAUCGGUCUCGACAGGGGCCUUGGUCUUGGUCUUGCCUCGGUCUCGACAGGGGCCUUGGUCUUGGUCUUGACUCGGCCUUGAUCCCUAAAUGCCUUGGUCUUGCCUCGAUCUCGGAGCACUCUGGUCUCGGGUAUGUCUUGGUGUCGGGGUAAUGUGGUCUUGACUACAACACUAGGUCAGCGUUCUGAGUGUGAAAUAAUAAUCGUGUCUUCAUGUCAUUCAGUGUUCUAGACUCUGACCAAUGGAAAUGUAACAAGAUUAUAUUUUUCACAGAUUUUAAUGUCAUAACGCGUUGAGCUUGGUUAGCGUUUUGAAAGCUGUCUCAUGAUUGUAUUUCUGAGUCUCUGUCAGCAAUUAAACAUUUUUUAUUCCUCAAA